GAUGAAACACAGAAGCAACGGCCAGAGGGAAAAAAAAUGGAGAAGGCCACUUUUUUUAACGUUCUCGUGCACUUCGUCGUCCUCAUUGCAUGUUCCUCGCAGUCUUCGUCUCUUCUUCUCAAUGAUCGUGGCCUUGAGAAAUGGAGCUUCCCGUCUUCGCGGGCCGAGCAGCUGAUCCGGGAGCUGAACCUUUUCCCCAAGGAGGAAGUGAACGUCAUCGAUGGCCGUGAUCAGCCUUUGAACGCCAUGGAAGGAUCGAGGAUCGUCGAGCGGAAAUUCAGGUUCCCGAAUCUUAUCCACGACGGUGGAGUCAACGUCGAUGAUUUGGGUCAUCAUGCUGGUUAUUACAAGCUCCCGCAUUCUCGCGGCGCGAGGAUGUUCUACUUCUUCUUUGAGUCGCGCAACAAGACGGAUGAUCCUGUUGUGAUUUGGUUGACUGGAGGGCCUGGAUGUAGCAGUGAGUUGGCUAUGUUCUAUGAAAAUGGUCCAUUCCAGAUUUCUAACAACCUGUCCCUUGUUUGGAAUGAGCAUGGAUGGGACAAGGUUUCCAAUCUUCUGUAUGUUGACCAACCUGUUGGAACUGGUUUUAGCUAUUCGACAGACAAACGUGACAUCCGUCAUGAUGAAAGUGGAGUUAGCAAUGAUCUUUAUGAUUUCCUGCAGGCUUUCUUCGCGGAGCAUCCUGAGUUUUUAGCGAACGAUUUUUACAUAACUGGAGAGUCAUAUGCUGGACACUACAUCCCGGCUUUCGCUGCUAGAGUCCAUAGAGGAAAUAAGGCCAAUCAUGGAGCUCAUAUUAAUCUCAAGGGAUUUGCAAUUGGAAAUGGGCUUACAGAUCCUGCAAUCCAAUACCCAGCCUACCCAGACUUUGCUUUGCAAAUGGGAUUAAUCACGCAAUCGCAGCAUGAUAGUAUAAACAAGAUUGUUCCACUGUGUGAGCUAGCCAUAAAGCUUUGUGGCACUGAUGGUACAACUUCUUGUUUGGUAUCAUAUGUUGUUUGCAACUCCAUAUUCAGCGGCGUAAUGGCUCAUGCUAGUGGGAUAAACUAUUAUGACAUCAGGAAGAAGUGUGAGGGAAGUUUGUGCUAUGACUUCUCGAACAUGGAAAAAUUCUUGAACCUGGAACCGGUGAGGGAAUCGCUAGGUGUCGGGGAUAUAGAGUUUGUGUCCUGUAGCCCGACAGUGUAUCAGGCGAUGCUAAUGGACUGGAUGAGGAAUCUAGAGGUUGGCAUUCCUAAACUAUUGGAAGAUGGAAUCAAGCUUCUGGUGUAUGCUGGGGAAUAUGAUCUCAUCUGCAAUUGGCUCGGUAACUCGAGGUGGGUGAAUGCAAUGGAGUGGUCGGGGAAAGAGAAGUUUGGGGAAGCAGGGGAGGUUCCAUUUGUGGUGGAUGGGAAAGAAGCAGGACUGUUGAAGAGCUAUGGACCCCUUGGUUUCCUCAAGGUACGUGAGGCAGGACACAUGGUGCCAAUGGAUCAGCCGAAAGCUUCACUGGAGAUGUUGAAGAAAUGGAUGGAUGGCUCUCUUUCCAAGUCUCAAUCCGCAACAGAUGAACCCAAAUUGGUGGCUGAGAUGUAAAAUCAACAACAACAACAACAACGACAUCAACAUCGUCUUAACUUAAGACAAGACAGGUGUUGGUGUAAAUGUUCUUGUGAAAGCAAAGGGAGUUGUAGUUGGGAUAUUUUUUUAUCUUCAGACAGUCACACUCUCCUGUGUUUGUAUCAGAAGGCCCCAAAAGCCAUUUUAAGGAAAACCAAUUUGCAUGGCCCUUUUCAUUA
Messenger RNA from Tarenaya hassleriana, 1778 nucleotides. RefSeq names its product serine carboxypeptidase-like 49. The record is from RefSeq and is a predicted model, not a curated record. Gene Ontology annotation, biological process: proteolysis. Gene Ontology annotation, cellular component: vacuole. The transcript is spliced from 9 exons. Bases 37 to 1575 code for a protein of 512 amino acids. Lineage: Eukaryota; Viridiplantae; Streptophyta; Magnoliopsida; Brassicales; Cleomaceae. Gene Ontology annotation, molecular function: serine-type carboxypeptidase activity.